UUUUUGUGUGUGCCUUUCCAAGUGUUUUUGUUGCUGCAGCAAGAGAGCCAGGAACCGCAGACAAGAGAGCCCAAAAGAGAGGAGAUCGGGGCUUAACUCCGACUUCGGACCAGUUUCCAGUUGCGGCUAGUGACACUGACAUGACCAGCUGUCCGCCAACGAACACAGAUGCAGUCCGUUCCACAGAUGAUGCAAUUUAACCAACCAUAAUUGGGAGACUUCUCCAAAGAUGCACGACCUUUUUAAUAAAGUGCUCGCCAAGCGCGAUCUCUCCCGAGCCGGAGAUCUCUUCUCUGUGCCGGAUGCGGAUAUUGUAGACGAUAUCACGGAGGUGCUCUCUGAGAUCAGUCCCAUCAUCUCGCAUGCGGAUUAUGUGAAGAACAACAAUGACCAGAGCGUGGUGGAGAUCUGUGUGACACGGGUGCUCUCCUGUAUAAGGGAAACACGUACUGCGGAGCGUUAUUGUGCCGCUCUGGUGGAUCUGCUAAAGACCUUGCUAUGGAACCUUCAGCCAUCGGUUACCACGAAAGAAGAGCCGCCACAUGCCAAGAUAGCCGCCGACAUCAUCUCCAGCAUUUUUCUGAACUAUGACAAAAAGGAACUGAUGAAAAUUGCCUUGCCCGUUGCCGUCCAGUUCCUGCCAAAGGGUAAUCGGGAGCUAUCCCGUAACCUGGCCAGUUACCUAUCGCUGGCGGCCAUCGAUCAUGCGUUGCUGAGUCCCCACACGGAGUCUGUGAUGGAAUCCAUAUUGUCGGGAAAUUAUGGCCUGCUUCGUGUCCUCUCGCAGGUGUACGAGGUGGCCCCGGAGGCGGUGACACCGCAUGCUCCUCUCCUGAUGCCUCUUCUUCCUCAAUGUGAUCCCCAAGAGCGAAUGGCGGUGUUCCAGUUGUAUCUACUGAUUGUGCAGCAGUCGCCUGAGGUGCUGGAGUCAUGUGUGCCACAGCUGUGCGUCCUGCUAGACAGUGAAACCUCCAGCAUCACCAUGCAGAUCCUGCUAAAGUUGGCACAACACUCACUGAACCUCCUUGUCGAUCACUUCGAGCAGCUGCGCCUGGCGGCCAAGACCAACCCGGGAACGAUCCCCUUAUGCGCUCAGAUUAUGACCACAUCGGGUAUUGGUAGCAAGGAGACAGCCCAGCAGGCCCUGGACUUUGUGCUGGAGCACCUGCCCACCCAGGCACUGUUGCAGCAAGAGGCCACGCGACUCUGCUCCGCUUAUCCGGUUCUGUUCACAGACAAGGUCCGCUGUGUGCGGCAGAAGAACGCCGCUCUCAGUUCUCAACAGGAUGUGGGCAAUGCGCUGGGGAACAAGAUCUCCGGCGGAGUCACCAUCGUCAGUCUGAACAGCUCCAGUCCCAGUCCACAGCUGAAGCCAGCUCCCCUUGCCGCUCCGUCCAGCAAUACCACAAUCAUCCAGCAGGCCAGUGCAGAUGCCACGCCCAUUGCUCCGCCUGCCUCUGCUUCAGCUCCCAUUGCCACCUCAACGCCAGUGUCUACGGCCACACCACCACAGCAUGCAGGCUAUACGCGGCGGGUGAAGUUGGGUGAUUCUAGGAGCACCGGUCGCCUUCAUCCCGCCAGCAACACACACCGGAGUGUGACCCGGCUGAACGUGGCCAGCGGAUCCGUGGGAGGACUCCACAAGAGCAUGACCAGACUGAGCAACUCGCAGAUUAACCAGCAACCGGGUGGCAGCUCCAACGGCAAUGUGGUGGUGCAACCUGGAGCCACGCCCAAGACUCCAACCGCCUUCACCAAUCCGCCCGUAACGCCAGUGCCACCACUUAGUAAUAACGUGGUCAUCACUGGACAUAAUAAGCACGGAAUACCCGUGACCUCCGGCGGCGUGACUGUGACCACGUCGCCAACGAAGGUGAGGCCGCACUCCCAGGGCCCGUCGACGCUGCUCAACUCGAGCACAGUGCUGAUGAAGUACAGCACGGAUGCACUGAACCAGUCGGUGGGUUCGAUCUCCAUACCACAGACGGCGGCAGCGACUACCUCGGCUCCGGUUCAGACACAGAAUGCAGUGUCCGUGCACCAUGCAUCUCCGGCACUGCCCCAGGCCUCCAGCAAUGGCAAUGCCAAGUCGGUGAUGAAGCUGCCUGUGAAUGGGAAUAGCGAAGUAAUUGUGUCAGGACCCACAACCAAUGUGGCACCACGUCGCAGUGACAAUACCAGCCGUACCUUACUGAACGCCAACAGUGUGAUGGAUCAGCGGAUGAGCACCUUUGAGCCGUACCAGAUAAUGCGUGAUCCCGUCCAGCAGUUUUGCGAGAAGAACUUCAACUCGAUCAAGUCGUAUAUGGACGAGGUGUCGCAGCACUUGCCACCGCCGACACGUUGCAGCAUCGAGGAACGUCGAACUAAAAAGGUGGCCAAGCUGCUUGCCUGCCAGAUCCGAGGACCCCAUUGCCUGUACUCCAAGACUUGCUUUACAAUGCGAACGCGCAAUCCCAAGACCUGGAUACAUAUGAUGUUCCUGGACUUUCAAGUGCGGCAUUUUGUCAAGGAAAAGUGUGUGCUGAGCACACGUGAAUCCGGUAUUAGCAAUCUCAAGAAUAUCUGGCAGAUACUCAAGUGCGAGAAUCGCAGCUUCACCGAGCUGGUCACCAGCCAGUUUCCGCAGGUCAAGGACCGCGAAAUCCUGGUAAACGAGCUGCGUCACUCGGGCUUCCUGGACGUGUUCGAGGUCUCCAAGACUGACAAGUCCAAUCCGAACUGCAAUGAGUUGGAGUUCCAGUGGGGCUGCUUCCUGUGCAACCAUCCAGACAAGGCAGUGGGUUUCCUCAAUGGCAGCAAUCAGCCCAUGAUCGAGGGCCAGCUGAAGGAGAAGAAGGGCAAGUGGCGACUCUUCCGGCGCUGGCGAACGCGCUACUUCACACUAUCCGGGGCCCAUCUGUCCUGCAAGGGAUCUAGCGGCGGCGAGAGCAUUGAUGUGAACCAGAUACGAUCGGUGAAGGUGUCACGUGGCGCCCGAAACAUACCCAAGGCAUUUGAGAUCUUCACCGCCGACCAGACCCUAAUACUCAAGCCCAAGGAUGGAAAGAAUGCCGAGGAGUGGGUGCAGUGCCUCAGCAUUGUGGUGGCUCACUCGCAGGCCCGUGACAAUCCCACGGCCAAGACGAAUAGCUUGCCGGCCCGCAGUAUGGGCAGCAGCAAGCCCUCUUUUUAGGAUUAGGAUCCUGCGGGAUCCACCUCCCCCAAUUGUGAGAUUAUUUGUAAAUGUAAAGACAGAGCAACGGCAACACACAAAAGACAAGCAAAAAACAGACAAAGGAGCGGCGUUGACAGGACUUUGCUGUCUAUAUAUACACACCAUAUAUAUAUAAAUAAUAU
Drosophila serrata is the source of this 3339-nucleotide messenger RNA. It is a transcript of the gene melt, whose product is annotated as ventricular zone expressed PH domain-containing protein melted. Lineage: Eukaryota; Metazoa; Arthropoda; Insecta; Diptera; Drosophilidae. Gene Ontology annotation, biological process: regulation of signal transduction. The record is from RefSeq and is a predicted model, not a curated record. Gene Ontology annotation, molecular function: phosphatidylinositol-5-phosphate binding. Gene Ontology annotation, cellular component: plasma membrane.